Sinocyclocheilus grahami is the source of this 872-nucleotide messenger RNA. Its product is annotated as nuclear apoptosis-inducing factor 1-like. The record is from RefSeq and is a predicted model, not a curated record. Bases 1 to 483 code for a protein of 160 amino acids. The transcript is spliced from 2 exons. Lineage: Eukaryota; Metazoa; Chordata; Actinopteri; Cypriniformes; Cyprinidae.
AUGUCAACCGAGACGACGUACCACUCGCUGGAGGAAGGCAUGGUGGAGUACUGCACCACCGAGACGCCGGUGACCGUGACCGCAGAGGCUCCGCUGGAGAUGCUGGCGGCGCAGGCCGAGUGCAAACCGCAGGAACUGAAGAGCCGCAUCACGCUCAACUCUGCCAAACUGCUGCAGGAGCACCGCGUCACCAACCUGCACGUGCGCGAGAUCGCCCAGCACCUGGAGAACCAGAGCGACCUGCUGCAGAUGAUCCGCCGCUCGCAGGAGGCCCAGGCCUGCGCUCAGGAGAGACAAGCCCAGGCUCUGGAGGGAACGCAGGCCGCCCUGCUCGCCCUCAUCCAGAUGUUCAGACCCGCUCUGAAGGACUUGAGGAAGUUUCUGCAGAACGCCAACAGCCCACACACUGCGCCGCCGGCUGCCGCAGAGACUGGAGAAGGAGCGGAAAAAAACGUGCGGCCGCAGACAGAAGACGCACAAUAGAGACCAGUGUGUGUGUGACGUCUGGUCUAGAAUAGACUGUCAAUUAUUGUACAGCACGGUGCCUCAAAGAGUUGUGUGUGUGAAUGGGAUUCAGGGAUGCUGUGACUUUUAUGAGCGUUUUAAAGAAGAUUUGUUUUUUGCUUUUGACAAUUAAAGUCGCUUCCAUUUGGUUGCUUAAAAGUCAAGUUGCAAACACAUUUAAUUUCAUUUCUGGUGUGCAAUUGACCCUAAAACAAACAUGCAAAACCCAAAUCUGGAUCAGAGACCUACAGAAAACUCAAUUUUAUGAGGAAAUCCAGCGGACGGAAGACUUUGUGGAGGCUUUUGUUUCUUUAGCUUUUGAGAAUUUGCCAUUUUUAUUUAAGUGUGCUGAAUAAAGAAACUCUCCA